GUCACUGCUAAAAUCAGAGCAGAUCGAGCGUGCGCAAUGGAAUAAAAAGUCUUCAAUAUUGAAAUGUGAAAUUGCUCUCAACAUCUCACCUCUCUGGAUUUCUUUCUUUUUCUUUUUUUCCCUCCCCCAUCCCCCCUCAUUAUUUCUGCUAACCAAUUCAUUUCCAGAGUUUGCACUUAAGAAGCAAUGGGAAAAAUCAACAGGCUUUCAACACAAUUAUUUAAGUGCUGCUUUUGUGAUUUCUUGAAGGUGAAGAUGCUCACUGUCUCCUACGUUCAUCUCUUCUACUUUGGCCUGUGUUUGCUUACGUUAACCAGUUCGUCUGCUGCUGCUGGACCGGAGACUCUUUGUGGUGCUGAGCUGGUCGAUGCUCUUCAAUUUGUCUGUGGAGAAAGAGGUUUCUAUUUCAGUAAACCAGCAGGGUAUGGAGGCACUAGACGGCCACAUUCUACCAAAGGAAUAGUGGAUGAAUGCUGUUUCCAAAGCUGUGACCUGAGGCGGCUGGAGAUGUACUGCGCUCCUGUCAAACCACCGAAAUCUGCACGGUCUGUACGUGCUCAGCGCCACACUGAUAUGCCUAAAGCACAAAAGGAAGUGCAUUUGAAGAACACAAGUAGAGGCAACACAGGAAACAGGAACUACCGAAUCCCAAUCCCCAAAGCGCUCCGCCAGCACAAGCCCCAUUGAGGACCGGAGCCUUAAACUUCCUUACACUAUUCAGUAAAUGAGAACAACUUUUACUUUGAGGUAUGACACAGUGACUCCGAUGCAUUUCUAACCAAUUCCAAUGAUGAAAAUCCAAUUGCAGCCAAGGAGAGUAACGGAGCAACCGAAGUGACCAACUGGUGUAUUACAGCAUAUAUUUUUCUGAAUAGGUUUUGCCAGCCACAAAAAAAAGGAUUCCUUAGUGAUAAAUGACAUUUGCUGCUUAAAACAAAAAAAAAACAGACUGUGGUGGUAUGUUUUACAUAGUUCUGGGAGACUUUGGAGGUUAACACAUGCUUUUUAUCCUUUCAUACUUAGAGAUUCAGAUAAUACAACUGAAUGUGAAUGGCCACUAUCACAUGCCAGUAUGGCAUGUCACUUUUGCUCAGCUGGAAAGGCUUUGGGUGACUGCAUGUGGAUGACAUGUCUGCUAUGGAUUAUUCACAAAUCCCUCUGCCCAAAAUCUUCCUGCACAUGUCCAGCAGGACUGAGGACUGGCUGAUGCAUGGACAACUGACCAAAAGUAACAAACAAACUGUCAUUAAAUAGCUAUCUAACUUACAAAUAUUCUUCUUAGCUACAAAAAUGCUAAAUGUUGAGAUUAAUAUUCAUUUGUUUCCCAGAACAUUAUUUGUUCAAACCCACUGAACUCACCCUCUUCCUUAAAUUAAGACUAUGAUCAACAUCAGGAAUUAGAAGAUAUUUCAGACACAUAUGUGGUCUCUGGAAUUUCUAAAAAUUCACACCUGAAAGCAAUAUAGACAGAAACGCCGUUGCAAGGAGCAGUAUUUGCUCACAUCCUGCUAUGAGCUUUCUUUUUCCUCAAUCCAUUAUCCUCAAAGCACUUUGAUGGCACAAUUCCUGCUGAGGUGAACGGGGCAUGCACCUGCACAACACUUUGCAGAUUGGGCUGCCAAUGUUUGGAUUUGUAAACAUUUUAUUCUUCCUUGUGUUCAUUCAAAAUGGAAACUGUCAUGACUAGAUGACAAGUAAAUAAUAUUUCAUACUGUGUAUGUAACAUCAAUGUGUUGCAGAACUCCCCCGCCGAUUCCAAAUACUCACAAAAUACUACUUCAUCCUAUUAUUCUCCACAUUUAGCACUUCUUGGCUUUCUAUGGACACACAGGACAUCCAAGCAAAGAAGGACUGACUACAAAAAGAAAAAAAGUUGAUCUUGCUAUUUUACAAGUCACCCAGAACCAUUGAAUUCAUAUUCCCCAGUCCGUGCAAACUGUCUAACCUGGUAAACAUUGUUCCAUAAAAAUAAAAUAAAAAAUAGUGUACUCACGCUUCUUACAAGGCUCUUUUUAGGCAUUUAUCAUGAUAGGUCCAAAAGAUCUCAAGAGCUAACUGUCUAAUUUUAUUUGUCUGUUUGUUUGUAUGUUUGUCUUUCUAAAUCUUCAUUGAUUGCAGAAAAAAAAGGAUCUUAGUCACACUGUAUUAAGUAAAGGCUAGGGCAACCUUUGGUUUGUAGAAUGUACUGAAAUGUUUGCAACCCUCUUAGGAUCCAGUCCAAAAUGUGAAACAUUACUGUAAGAGGGUAUCUUUCUAAUGUAUUUGUAUGUAUAGUUUACACCUCUGUGAGGUCUAAUAAAGAAUAC
Elgaria multicarinata webbii is the source of this 2306-nucleotide messenger RNA. RefSeq names its product insulin like growth factor 1 (gene IGF1). NCBI's taxonomy places the organism in Eukaryota, Metazoa, Chordata, Lepidosauria, Squamata, Anguidae. The transcript has 5 exons. Bases 187 to 687 code for a protein of 166 amino acids. Gene Ontology annotation, molecular function: growth factor activity; hormone activity; insulin-like growth factor receptor binding. The record is from RefSeq and is a predicted model, not a curated record. Gene Ontology annotation, cellular component: extracellular region. Gene Ontology annotation, biological process: negative regulation of apoptotic process; regulation of protein phosphorylation; positive regulation of phosphatidylinositol 3-kinase/protein kinase B signal transduction.